Molecule: messenger RNA, 3080 nt
Organism: Hemicordylus capensis (graceful crag lizard)
Lineage: Eukaryota; Metazoa; Chordata; Lepidosauria; Squamata; Cordylidae
Gene: SCARA5
Product: scavenger receptor class A member 5
Exons: 10
Coding region: 1081-2577 (498 amino acids)
Biological process (GO): receptor-mediated endocytosis; iron ion transmembrane transport
Cellular component (GO): plasma membrane
Molecular function (GO): scavenger receptor activity; ferritin receptor activity
Source: RefSeq, a predicted model, not a curated record
CCCUUCCCCUUUCCCCUCACCCUGUGGGAUGCACAAGGCCACAACUCUAUGGAAAGCCACGCUCGGUGUUCGGUUCCACUUGCCAGGUUAGGGUUCUUUAGAGGGGACUGGUUGUGAUUUCUUCUGGUUCAUAAAACCCACGACACAAACUCUAAGGCCUGCUUCCAGUUUUUGUUGGAAUAAACGGCGCGCUCAAUUAAAUGCUGACAGCCUCCAGGAGAGCCGCAAAACUGCAAUCGUGGGCAUUUUAUUAAUUUUGCGAGAAGGAACUGCGACCCCGGCUGGCCGCCUAUUCAGGAGUGCGGCCACCAGAGGGCGCGCUGCUCCGCCCACGACCCGCCCGCCGAGUCCACUUUCCCGAGGAACUUUGCCAGGAGUUCUCCGGGCUUCUGCAGACCACAACCAGCCCGCCCUUGGAGCUGCCUCGGCUGCCUCCCACCACACGCGCGCCUGCCCGCUCCCCACGAGUGACGAGUGCCUGUCGGCUGCUGAGAGACUUGCCGGUCCUCAGCUGGGUCAGCAGCAGAGGCUGACUGCAGAAGCCUGGGUGGCUGGGUGGGGGCCCCCUUCCGGCAGCUGGAGUCUGCUGUCCCCACCGGUGGGCAGCUCUGCAGGACACUCGCCAGCCCACACCUGGCCAUGGAAGGGCUGGUGGUGGCACGUGCCUAGCUGGCUCUGGGGAGAAGUCAGCGGAUGAAAAGACGUCUCCCUGCUGCCCCGCUUCUUGGAGCCAUGCGCUGUGGCAGGGACUGAAAGGGCCAAGGACACACACACGCCUCCUCCGCUGCUGCCAGGGAUCCUGCCCACAGAAAAGAAUGAUGCGCUCCUUGUAAUGGGAGCUUUCCUGCAAAGAAAGAAAGAAAAAGAGAAAGAAGGAAGGAAGGAAAGAAAGAAAGAAAGAAAGAAAGAAAGAAAGAAAGAAAGAAAGAAAGAACCAUGUGAAAAUUCGGUGCAGCCCUCAAUGAAAUACGGCUGCUGCAGCUGAGUUACAGUCAGAUCCGACCCCCAAGCAGGGCUGCUGCUGGGGCUGAGAAAAAGAAGUGUGCUCCUAGAGCCCCGCUGGUGGCAGCGUCUCCAAAGAUGCCAAGGAUGGAGAACAAAGCCAUGUACCUGCACACCUUUGGGGAGAGGGAGAAUGGAUCCAUCUUUGAAGAGCCAUUCGAUGGGAAGAACCUCUCCAAGCUGAAUCUUUGUGAUGAUGGUCCCAGCAGCCAGAAGAAACCAUCUGGGCCCUGUGGCCAUCUGGGCUCCCUGGCCGCUCUCAAGUACGCGGUCGUCGGGCUGUACUUGCUCGUCUUCCUGAUCCUGGUGGGAGUUUUCAUUCUAGCAGUGUCUCGGCCUCAGAGCUCUCCUGAAGACCUGAAGGUGCUAACGGGGAACGUGAACCACCUGAACGAGAGCUUCCGGGACCUCCAGCUGAAGGUGGUGCACCUGCCCUUCAAGGGAGACUUCUUGGAGCACAUCUGGCGCUUGCAAGACCUCCUGCAGAACCACUCGGACUCUCUCCUGGUGAUGACUGGCUCCCUGCAGAAGCUGGAAGGGGCCCUGGGGAGCCUGCAGGCCCAGGCAGCUCAGACGGACCGCGUCGUCUCCGGCCUGCGGGACGCUCUCCACCAGCAAAGCGACGCGGCCCAGAUGGAGCUCUACAAGCUCUCGGUGGAAGGGAACAGCAGCCGCCUGCUGCUGAGGCACCACGAGGGCUUGCUGCGGGAGCUGGCCUCCCACGUGGAGAGCCUGGGCGACCAGCUGACCGAGGUGGGCGGGGACGUGGGCAACAUGAACAGGACCCUCUCCUAUGACGUGGGCAUCCACCACACCCGCAUCCAGGACUUGCAAGUGCUGAUCAGCAACGCCACCGAGGACGCGCGGCAGAUGCGCCUCGUCCACAUUGCCAUGGAGCAGCAGCUCAAGCACGAGCUGGCCAUCCUGAACAACGUGACGGAGGACCUGCGGCUCAAGGACUGGGAGCACUCCGUCGCCUUGAGGGACAUCUCCGUCAUCCGAGGACCUCCCGGACCCAAAGGGGAUCAAGGCAAUGAAGGGAUGGAAGGCGAGCCUGGCCCUCCUGGCCUACCUGGACUGCAAGGAUUCCCUGGGGAAAGAGGACUUCUGGGACAGCGUGGCCUGAAGGGGGACCAAGGAGACAUUGGCCCACGAGGCAUGCCCGGCCUCCGUGGAAUCACAGGUGACCGAGGCCCAAAGGGAGAGAAAGGGGAGAAAGGAGACAGAAGUGGAGAAACAGCCGCUGUCCAGGAGGAGGGGCUUGUUCGUGUGGUGAAUGGCUCUGGCCCCCACGAAGGGCGAGUGGAAGUUUUCCAUGACCGAUUCUGGGGGACCAUUUGUGACGAUGGCUGGGACAAGAAAGACGGCGAUGUGGUGUGCCGGAUGCUGGGCUUCCCGGGUGUGGAAGAAGUGUACAGGAUGGCCGUGUUUGGGCAAGGGAAAGGGCGUAUCUGGAUGGACGAUGUGGCCUGCAAGGGGACGGAAGACAGCCUCUUCCAGUGCAGCUUCUCCAGCUGGGGGAAAACCAACUGUGGGCAUGCCGAGGAUGCAGGAGUGAAGUGCUUGAGGCUGUGAUGAGGACCCGCCUGCCAACCAAAGAGUGCCCACCAGAUCCCUUGGGGAGGGAAUGAUCACAGCUCCAGCUCUUUCUUUCUGGGCUCGGUGCUGGCCUCGAGGAGUGGCCACACGUUGGCCUUGAUGUCUCUCAGGGCGUGGCUUGCUGUAGAGUCUACUGUAAUGCAAUCUUGCCAGGAUGCGGUUCCAUCCCCUCCCCAAUUGUAUUGCUCCUCUUCCUCGUGUGUAGACCAAAGUUACGGGGCACACAGCCAUUAAAGCCUUCUGUUCCCAGGCAGCAGAACUGCUAUCAUAGCCACAGACUCUGACUUGCCAGCAAUGCUGAUGCCGUUACCGCCGGCCUGUACGAUGCGGUGACCGAAGCAGCACUCCAGCUCCGAGGCAUCAAGAUGCGCUCGGUGGAGAGUGGCUGAGUGGCCAAGGACCUACUCUGUUUGCUUAGCGGGCUGCUGACUGUUGCUUUCUUAAUAAUAAAAUAAAAGACAUUUGUGUUACUCUGUCAA